AUGUCUUCUAUAUUGCAGACUGUUUCAGCCACAGCUGUAAGAGCGAAAGACGAUGCUGAGAGGGUCGUCGAGGAAUUUCGCGCGAAGAUAAAGCAGGACAUAUCUUUUAUCCCUGAUGCAAGCACACUGGGUGCGGUUGUCGAUGCAAUCAGACACAACGACGCGAUAGACGACAGGAAGAUGCUACUUGAACACGUCUUAGUCCUGUUGUCCCGCUUGCCCCAAGGCGACCUCCUAAAGAAGCUUCAAGAUGCUACCGUAGAGCUGUUAUACCUUGAUCUGCCCCAUCCUCCCGUGACAUACAUCGGGUCCGAACACGCUUUCCGCACGGCCGAUGGAUCCUAUAAUAACAUUGAUAACCCUAAGUUAGGUCAAGCGGGAACCCCGUACUCCAGGAGUGUACAGGACAUACAUCUCCUUCCCACAAGAGUCCUACCUGACCCCGGUCUCGUCUUUGAUGUUCUCUUGAAGAGAGACGGGUUCGUGAAACACCCUGCGGGGCUCUCUAGUCUGUUCUUCUCUUUUGCUGCUCUCGUCAUCCACAGCAUUUUCCGUACAUCCCACCAGAACUAUGAUAUAAACGAGACAUCCUCUUACGUUGAUCUUGCACCGUUAUACGGUAAUAACCAAGACGAACAGAAUAAGGUCAGGGUUCGAGAUGGUCGCGGCCUCCUCCACCCGGACGUCUUCGCGGAGAAUCGUCUCCUACUCCUGCCGCCCGCCACCUCUGUACUGCUGGUCCUCUUCAACCGUAACCACAACUACAUCGCUCGCAAGCUAUUACAAAUCAAUGAAAGAGGGUGGUAUAUUGAUCCUGACACUAUUGACCCUGUCGACACCGAGAAAAAUGCGAAGCUUCUGCAACAGGAAGAAGACAUCUUCCAAACGGCUAGACUCGUCAAUGCUAGCUGGUUUGCGUCGGUUGUCAUGUCAGACUAUUUCAGUAAUAUCCUGGGAUUGGUUCGGGAUGGGAAUACUUGGGUUUUGAAUCCCUUCGAGGACAUCAGGAAAUCAGAUCAUUCCCUCUUCGAGAGAGGAAGAGGCAAUGCCUGCAGCGUUGAAUUUAAUUGUCUCUACAGAUGGCAUGCCACAAUGUCAGUCGCCGAUGAGCAGUAUACCCAGCGGGUGUUUUCUCAGGUGUUUCCCGACAAACCUAUGGAUCAGGUUACCGCCGCCGACUUCAAGGAAGUCGCAAAGAAACAAAACGAUAUGGAUCCUGACUGCUCCCAUUGGACUUUCGGCGGGUUGCAACGGCAAAAAGAUGGUACCUUCAGAGACGAGGAUCUGGCAAACUUCCUGAGAAACUCGACUGAGCAACCCGCUGCUGCCUUCCGCGCUAGAGGCACACCGGAGGUCAUGCGCUUAAAUGAAAUCAUGGGUAUUACCCAAAGUCGUGCUUGGGGCUGUUGCUCACUCAACGACUUUCGAAAGUUCCUCGGGCUCAAACCGUACAGCAGUUUCUUAGAAUGGAACCCCGAUCCAACGAUCGCUGCUGUUGCCGAGAAGCUCUACCAUAGUAUCGACAAUCUAGAGCUCUAUGUAGGUCUUCAGGCAGAGGAAGCUAAACCCGUUGUUGAGGGCGCCGGUCUUUGCCCAGGAUACACCAUCAGCCGAGCAAUUCUGGCCGACGCCAUUGCUUUGACAAGGGGUGACAGGUUCUUCACCGCGGAUUACACGCCGUACGCUUUGACUACUUGGGGCUUCAACGACUGUCAGAGGGAUCCCAAUGGCCCAGGCUUUGGCAGCAUGCUGGGUCGCCUCUUCCUGCGCACGCUUGGGGACCAAUGUCGUCCCAACAGCACGUAUACUUGGUUCCCUCUGAUGACUCCAGAGUCAAUGAAGGACGUUCUGACGAACCUUGGCAAACUCAAUGUAUACGAAUUCGUUAGACCGAGUACGCAAAGGCCGCUGGUUGUCAUUGAUGAUUACAGGAUCGUCAAGGAGAUCUUGAACAAUGACAACUUUGUCGUAGUGGGUGUCGACAGGGCAGCUCCUUUCAUCAAGGGUGAAGGUUUCUUCAUUGCAUCAUCCGACCCGGAGCAAGGGCGCAGGGAGCAGCGGGAGUUCCUCCGCUUCCUCGCUGGCACGCCCGAAUUAGUGCAAGCGGUCACGAAGUACUUCAAUCGCAAAACCGUUGAGCUCAUACGAACGAACACGUAUGGUAACGUCGGCAGCAACACUAAGAACAUUAACAUCGUACGGGAUGUCGUGAGAUAUGCGCCGGUUCAUUGGGUUGCCACAGAGCUGGCUGGGAUUCCCAUCCGGUCCAAGGACCAUCCAGAUGCCCCGUACACUGAACAGCAGCUGUACGACAUAGUCACUGGGAUCUACGAGUAUCUUUUCCUCGACAUCGACCCUGCGAAGGAGUUGACCCUGCAGGAUACUGUAGGAAAGCAGAUGAAGGAACUUCUGGGCCACAUUCACUCAGGUCUGAGUCGCCAGGGGUCUCUUCUGUCCGGCAUAUGGGACACCAUCUCUUCCAUUUUCACUGGCCAGUCCAAUACCGACAAGGGCACUUUCGCGGAACGCUUUUCGACAUCCGGCUGGUCACAGGACAAGAUGGCGAACACGAUACUCGCGGUCCUCAUCGGCUCGACGGUGGAGCUUUCCCAGACGUUGACUCAUGUCAUCAACACGUACCUCGACGAGAAGCAUGCCUCCACGAUACAGCCUUACAGUAGUACCUGGGAUGCCACAGCAGAAUCCGUCGUACAAGCAUUUGCGCGUGAAGCUAUCAGACUCGACCCUCCCUUCGCUGGCGUGUAUCGUGACUGCCGUCGGGGAAAGUCCAUCGGUACUUUGUCGGUCCAAGCCAAGGACCGAGUGUUCCUUGACAUGGAGAAGGCUCACAAGAAUGAUGCCGUCUUCAAGCACUCUGGCGAAGUUAAUCAGAAUCGCCCGAAAGAGUCCUAUCUGAUCGCGGACGGCUCUACAAACUGCCUUGGAGAGGAGCUCACCUUGAAGAUCAUUGCAGAGAUGCUACAAGUUGUCUUCACCCUAGGGAAUGUGCGUCGGGCUCCCGGCAAUUCUGGAGUGCUUCAGAGGCACAGGAACGAAGCCAAUCAGGCAGCGCGGUGGGAGUACCUCAAGGUGGGGGGUGUAACCUUCUGGCCCGACUCUAUGGUCCUACAGUAUGAAUGA
Messenger RNA from Gloeophyllum trabeum ATCC 11539, 3141 nucleotides. Its product is annotated as linoleate diol synthase. Gene Ontology annotation, biological process: response to oxidative stress. The record is from RefSeq and is a predicted model, not a curated record. NCBI's taxonomy places the organism in Eukaryota, Fungi, Basidiomycota, Agaricomycetes, Gloeophyllales, Gloeophyllaceae. Gene Ontology annotation, molecular function: heme binding; peroxidase activity; monooxygenase activity. The transcript has 29 exons. The coding region runs from base 1 to 3141 and encodes 1046 amino acids.